AUGGAAGCUCCUUCGUCAGAGGCUCUACAUCGAAAAUUGCGCAGCCGGGAGGUCCAACUCUUUGCCGUGGGGGGAGCUAUUGGAACAUCACUGUUCGUCCAGAUGGGGGCUGUCCUUCCGCAUGGUGGUCCGGCGGGUUUAUUCAUUGGCUUUAUGGCAUACGGGACUAUAAUUCUAGCAGUCAAUCAGUGCUUCGGAGAAAUAGUCUGCUAUCGACCAAUCCCAUCGCCAUUUAUUCGACUGGCAGGACACUGGGUUGAUGAAGCCUUGAGCUUCGCCAUGGGAUGGAACUUCUUUUUGAACGUUGCCCUCGGUCUUCCAUAUGAAAUUGUCGCGCUCAACGUGCUCUUGACAUAUUGGACGGACAAAGUUCCUGUUGCAGUAGUGGUUGCUGUCAUCAUAGUAAUUCUGGCGCUCCUGAAUGGUCUUACAGUUCGGUACUACGGCAUAUCGGAGUUUUAUCUGUCCAUCUUCAAGGUAUUCCUUAUGGUGGGUUUGAUCGCGUACACUUUCAUUACCAUGGUUGGUGGCAAUCCUCACCACGAUGUCUAUGGUUUUCGAUAUUGGAGGGAUCCGGGGGCCUUCGUCUCGUACUUGGUUCCGGGGAAUACUGGUCGUUUCCUGGGAGUUAUGAGCUGUAUGGUGCAGGCCUCGUUUACAAUGGUAGGACCCGAGUAUAUCUCUAUGGCAGCAGGCGAAGCGCAAAAUCCACAAAAGGUCAUGCGUCAGGCCUACGCAUCCUUUUUCUGGCGGCUUCUAUUCUUCUUUUGCCUGGGUGCUCUCUGUGUUGGUAUCGUUACUCCUUACAACGAUCAGAGUCUGCAGAAUAUGCUUGACGGGACCAAGGAGGGCAGUGGCACGGGUGCAGCAUCGCCAUACGUUAUAUCCAUGGACCGUUUUGGGAUCAAUGUCUUGCCGGAUAUUGUAAACGCCCUGAUUAUGACGUCUGUUCUUUCAGCUGCCAAUAACCUUGUCUUCUCCGGUGCCCGAACGUUAUAUGGUAUGUCACUUGAGGGCAAGGCUCCCAAAGUCCUAUCACAAUGCAACCGCUAUGGCCUACCGUACAACGCGGUGGCCGUAACUAUGGCAUUCUGCGCGCUGGCCUUUCUUCAAGUCAAUAAUAGUUCGGCCACCGUUCUCAACUGGCUGGUCAGCUGCAUCACAGCCGCGUAUCUCCUCAAUUACCUUGGCACAUGUCUCACGUAUUUGCACUUCUAUGCGGCAAUGCGUCAGCAAAAAAUUGAUCGACAUAUUCUUCCAUAUCAGGGCUAUCUGCAGCCCUACGCCGCAUGGUACGCGGUUUUCGGUACGAGCAUCAUGCUCCUGAUAUUAGGAUUCGACCUAUUUUUCCCGGGGCUGUGGGACAUUACAACUUUCUUUCUAGAUUAUGUGAUGAUCGCUUUUUUCAUCUUGGCUUUUGUCGUUUGGAAGGCGAUCCAUCGGACGACGUAUAUCAAACCGGGAACUGCCAAUGUUGAAAAUACAUCCUAA
Messenger RNA from Aspergillus glaucus CBS 516.65, 1491 nucleotides. RefSeq lists its product as uncharacterized. The coding region runs from base 1 to 1491 and encodes 496 amino acids. Gene Ontology annotation, cellular component: membrane. The transcript is spliced from 8 exons. NCBI's taxonomy places the organism in Eukaryota, Fungi, Ascomycota, Eurotiomycetes, Eurotiales, Aspergillaceae. Gene Ontology annotation, biological process: amino acid transmembrane transport. The record is from RefSeq and is a predicted model, not a curated record. Gene Ontology annotation, molecular function: amino acid transmembrane transporter activity.